AUGGGUAGAUCAUGGCUGUUUCAAUGUAAAAAGAAGAGUUAUCCAGUGGAAAGUUUCCCUACAACUAGUAUUAUAAUAGUAUUUCAUAAUGAAGCCUGGAGUACUUUAUUACGACUAGUUCAUAGUAUAAUAAACAGAUCACCUAGACACUUACUAGAGGAAAUUAUAUUAGUAGAUGAUGCUAGUGAUAAAGGUGAUCAUUUAGGAAGAAAAUUAGAGAAUUAUGUUAAAAAAUUACCAGUUCCUAUUCAUAUUUUACGAUCUAAUGAAAGAACUGGAUUAAUUAGAGCUCGAUUAAAAGGUGCUGCAGCUAGUAAGGGAAAAGUUUUAACAUUUUUAGAUGCCCAUUGUGAAUGUACAGAAGGUUGGCUGGAACCAUUAUUAAAUGAAAUCUAUAAAGAUAGAACGUCUGUGGUCUGUCCUAUUAUAGAUGUUAUAAGUGAUGAUACAUUUGAAUAUAUUACGGGAAGUGACAUGACUUGGGGUGGCUUUAACUGGAAAUUAAACUUCCGUUGGUAUCCUGUCCCCCAACGUGAAUUAGACAGGAGGGGUGGGGAUAGAAGUUUACCCACAAGAACACCGACGAUGGCUGGUGGAUUAUUUGCGAUAGAUCGUGAUUAUUUUUAUGAAAUUGGUUCGUACGAUGAAGGAAUGGAUAUUUGGGGUGGGGAGAAUUUAGAGAUGUCAUACAGAGUAUGGAUGUGUGGUGGUCAGAUAUUUAUAGUAACGUGUUCCAGGGUGGGGCAUGUAUUCCGUAAGACCUCGCCCUAUUCCUGGCCGGGAGGCGUGGCCCGAAUCAUUAACCAUAAUACCCAGCGUAUCGUAGAAGUCUGGAUGGACGAGUAUAAAGAUUUCUUUUACAAGAUAAAUCCAGGUGUUAAAAAUACGGCGUAUGGUGACGUUUCUGCUAGAAAAAAUCUUCGUAAGAAAUUAGAAUGUAAAAGUUUCCGAUGGUAUUUAGAAAAUAUUUAUCCUGAAUCACAGAUGCCUUUAGAUUUCUAUUCUUUAGGAGAGAAGUUUGAUUUUCAGGUAUUUUCUUACACUAAGAAAAAAGCAUUACAAAGUGAUGAUUUAUGUCUGGACAUUUCAUCUAUGAAUGGUCCGGUUAAAUUAUUUCAAUGUCACGGUCUCUCUGGUAAUCAGAAGUGGGAAUAUAACACGGAGACAUACGCACUAAAACAUGUCAAUACAGAUAUGUGCCUUCAAAAACCUGUGGGUAAGGAAAGAGACAUGCCCUCUAUAGGUUAUUGUACAGGUGAAUUAAGUCAACAAUGGAUUCUGGGAGAUAUGAAAUUAUAAAAUUACCAAAAAAAAUGUCGUUUAAAAGCGAUCUCAGGAAACGAAACCAUCCAUUUUUUAAGUUUUAUUUUUUUCAUGCCUAGAAACUUACCGCCAUUUUUAAUUUUUAAAUUAGUGAUCGGCAAAAUUGAACAUGUUUCAAAAUGUGAAUGUGCCUACACUCAUGACGUCUGCUAAACAGAUGUUGCCUAGCAACCAACAAGCUUUUUAAAUUGUGGUGUUUGGAAGUGUUUGUUGCUAUGGAAAUGAUUCCCAUACUUGUCUGUAUAUUGUCUAAAAACCCAUUUUGAAAUGGAUUGGAUUUACGUCUGAAGUCAUUAUGAGAUUCUGUUUUUCAUCUUGACGUCAUUUUGGUCUCAAACUUUAAAUAAGGUCAGUCAAUUUACAACUUAGUUGCUACGAUAUUUCUAUUUUCAAAACAAAAGAUCUUAAAAUACAACCUGGAGAGCGAGGAGUUUGUGAUAUCAUGGAUGAAACUUUCAUUUGAGUUUGGAUUCUCAAGAGUACUCAAGAAAAAGUGUUGAAGAACCUUUUACAUCCAAGGGGCUGUUUCAAAAAAACAUAACUGAUGAUGAUUUUAGUGUUCCAGUCAUCUGAUUGGUCAAUCACUUUAAAUUCAGUUUUAUUAUCCAAUAAGAUUACUGUAUUUCAUAACUUAAGAAGAUUUUAGUGUUCCAGGCAUCUGAUUGGUCAAUUACUUAAAUUUAGAUUUGUUAUCCAAUCAAAUUACUGUAUUUCGUAACUUAAGAUGAUUUUAGUGUUCCAGUCAUCUGAUUGGUCAAUCACUUUAAAUUCAGUUUAAUUAUCCAAUCAGAUUAAAGUAUUUCAUAACUUAAGAUGAUUUUAGUGUUCCAGUCAUCUGAUUGGUCAAUCACUUUAAAUUCAGUUUAAUUAUCCAAUCAGAUUAAAGUAUUUCAUAACUUAAGAUGAUUUUAGUGUUCCAGUCAUCUGAUUGGUCACUUUAAUGAAUUUUAAAUUAAGUUUUAUUAGCCAAUCAAAUAACUACUUCUAAAUUUGAAUGUAUCUAAGUUAAACUCUGUGAAACAGGUCUAGCUUGGUAUGUUUAUUGGUCAAUGAAUUUACCACUAGUAAAUGUAUCAAAGUUAAACUCUGUGAAACAGGUCUAGCGUGGUAUUGUGUUUAUUGUGUGUUGCCUUGUUAAGUUUGUGUGUUAAAAGUGUUUAUUGUGUUUUUGUUGUUGAUAUAUUUAUACCAUGUAAAUAGAAUUCAUGUUUAUUGAACAUAGUACGGUAAAUAUAAAUGAAAUGUAGGAUUUUAAAUAGUUUUUAACCAAGUUUUCAUUUUCCCUAAAUUU
Molecule: messenger RNA, 2614 nt
Organism: Lottia gigantea (owl limpet)
Lineage: Eukaryota; Metazoa; Mollusca; Gastropoda; Lottiidae
Exons: 13
Coding region: 1-1299 (432 amino acids)
Cellular component (GO): Golgi apparatus
Source: RefSeq, a predicted model, not a curated record